CUGGGGCUCUGGAUCCAAAGAUCUCCCCACUCACACACCUACGGACACACGCUACUCUGGGAGGUGAUUUGCGACUUAGCCAGGCCCCCAAAGCUGGGCUCCUGUAGGGAGAAAGUCUGCCCAGGUCCAUAUCCAAGCCUUCAUCGUUUGUCCUCUGGGUUCUGGGAUCCUGCUGGAAGAGGGGAGCUUCUGCAAUGGGAGUUGCCACAACCCUGCCGCCCCCAACCACUUCCAAAACCCUGCAGAAGCAGCAUCUAGAAGCAGUGGGCGCCUACCAAUAUGUGCUCACUUUCCUCUUCAUGGGCCCUUUCUUCUCCCUUCUUGUCUUUGUCCUCCUCUUCACGUCACUCUGGCCCUUCUCUGUUUUUUACUUGGUGUGGCUCUGUGUGGACUGGGACACACCCAACCAAGGUGGAAGGCGUUCGGAGUGGAUAAGGAACCUGGCAAUUUGGAGACAACUAAGGGAUUAUUAUCCUGUCAAGUUGGUGAAAACGGCAGAGCUGCCCCCGGAUCGGAACUACGUGCUGGGCGCCCACCCUCAUGGGAUCAUGUGUACAGGCUUCCUCUGUAAUUUCUCCACCGAGAGCAAUGGCUUCUCCCAGCUCUUCCCGGGGCUCCGGCCCUGGUUAGCCGUGCUGGCUGGCCUCUUCUACCUCCCGGUCUAUCGCGACUACAUCAUGUCCUUUGGACUCUGUCCCGUGAGCCGCCGGAGCCUGGACUUCAUCCUGUCCCAGCCCCAGCUCGGGCAGGCCGUGGUCAUCAUGGUGGGGGGUGCGCACGAGGCCCUGUAUUCAGUCCCCGGGGAGCACUGCCUUAAGCUCCAGAAGCGCAAAGGCUUCGUGCGCCUGGCGCUGAGGCACGGGGCGUCCCUGGUGCCCGUGUACUCCUUUGGGGAGAAUGACAUCUUCAAACUUAAGGCUUUUGCCACAGGCUCCUGGCAGCAUUGGUGCCAGCUCACCUUCAAGAAGCUCAUGGGCUUCUCUCCUUGCAUCUUCUGGGGUCGCGGGCUCUUCUCAGCCACCUCCUGGGGCCUGCUGCCCUUUGCUGUGCCCAUCACCACUGUGGUGGGCCGCCCCAUCCCCGUCCCCCAGCGCCUCCACCCCACCGAGGAGGAAGUCAAUCACUAUCACGCCCUCUACAUGACGGCCCUGGAGCAGCUCUUCGAGGAGCACAAGGAAAGCUGUGGAGUCCCCGCUUCCACCUGCCUCACCUUCAUCUAGGCCUGGCCGCGGCCUUUCGCUGAGCCCCUGAGCCCAAGGCACUGAGACCUCCACCCACUGUGGACUCCAUGCCACCUAUAAAAGGUAGUUCUGGGCCCAGCGCAGUGCCUCAUGCCUGUAAUCCCAGCACUUUGGGAGGCCAAGGUGGGAGGAUCGUUUGAGCCCAGGAGUUGAAGACCAGCCUGGGCAACAUAGUGAGACUUCAUUUCUACAAAAAUUAAAAAAUAAUGUUGUUAAUUAGCCGGGCAUGGUGGCGGCAUGUGCCUGUAAUCCCAGCUACUUGGGAGGCUGAGGCAGGAGACUUGCUUGAACCCAGGAGGCGGAGGUUGCAGUGAGCUGAGAUCACACCACAGUACUCCAGCCUGGGCAACACAGUGAGACUCAAUCUCAAAAAAAAAAAAAAAAAAAUGUUGUUAAAGCUAUAAUCGUUCUGAAGUGAACAUGGCCAGGCAUGACCUGCCCCCAUCCUGAUGUGCUACAAAGCUGCUGCCUUAGAUUGGGUAUCAGGACCCUGAACUGUCCUCCCAGUGAGAGUUCAGUCUGUGGCAUGACCUUGGACAAGCCUCUUCCUUUUGCCUGUUUACUUCUUUGUCUGUAAAUAAAGGCAUCUGCUUAGCAAAGA
Gorilla gorilla gorilla (western lowland gorilla) is the source of this 1842-nucleotide messenger RNA. It is a transcript of the gene MOGAT3, whose product is annotated as monoacylglycerol O-acyltransferase 3. The record is from RefSeq and is a predicted model, not a curated record. The coding region runs from base 195 to 1220 and encodes 341 amino acids. Gene Ontology annotation, molecular function: diacylglycerol O-acyltransferase activity. The transcript has 7 exons. Lineage: Eukaryota; Metazoa; Chordata; Mammalia; Primates; Hominidae. Gene Ontology annotation, biological process: triglyceride biosynthetic process. Gene Ontology annotation, cellular component: endoplasmic reticulum membrane.